GAGAGAGGGAGGGAGAGGGAGAGAGAGAGAGGGGGGGUCGCGCUCAGAGGUAAUUAGGUAAAGCGAGCUCUAUAGAAAGCGAAGAUUCGAGGAGAGAGAGAGAGAGAGAGAGAGAGAGAGAGAGGGGGUGGGGGAAACGGUCAAAAAGCUGGGGCACCUCCUCCUCGGUUUCUAGGGUUCCGGCGACUCUGCAGCGGCGGCGGAGAUUUGGAAUUUAUGGCUUGCCCUACUUGCCUAUAAGGCCCAAAAACAGAAAAAUGUGCAAAAAAUCGGAAAAAAAAGAAGAGGAAGCUUGCGGGGCAGGGACAGGUUUUUGAAUGUCUGCUUGCACGCAUACAACUUUAGACUAUAGAUUGAUGUCGGUGGUCAUAAAGCUCAACUUAUUUUCAUUUCAGAGUGGUGAUGGCAACAGCCUUUUCUCGCAAGGAUUGCAAAAUUAAAGCUUUCACCUAUAUGCGUAUUGUGGAUAGCCAUAAUGCUUGGUAAUUUCUUUACUACUCCUGAAAUGAAUGAUGGUAUAGCUACUAUCACCAGAGUUGAAGAGUUGGUUUGUGAGAUAAAAAAACUGAAAGAUUGUGUUAGUAGUAACCUACAUGAUGCACUAAAGCAGUGGUCAGCAGUUGCAGGAACUUUAGCAGUUACAGAGAACAAGGAAUGCCUUAAUCAUUUUGUUCAGUUAAAUGGGCUUAACUUCCUCAACCAGUGGUUCCAAGAAGCCCAAAAGUGCAGUACUGAUAUCGGCGAUAACUUUUCCGAGGAAUUGAUAAACUCACUGUUAAAAUCACUAGAAAGGUUACCAUUAGACGAUGAAAGGUUAGCUUCUUCUGGAAUUCGAACUACUCUUGAACAACUCCUUGUUCACAAUAAUACUCGAAUCAAGGAAAAAGUGAGAACAUUGUGUGGUAAGUGGAGUCAAUUGAAGGAUAAUAGUCUAAGUUCUGAGGUAGUAUCCAAAAAGGAUCCAGAAAGUUCACAACCUCCUUCGGAUAUUGGAAAGGAUUCUACACCGAGUCAGGUUCCGCCCUUGCCAUCUAAUACCACUAUUGCUUCUAAUGCUUGUCAGGAUAAUUUGUCCAUUGCAGAAGAGUCUUCUGCUUCCCCUGCUGCUGGAUUGGCCUCCUCCAGCUCAUGCAGUUCACAGGUUGAUAAAGGCAAGAGUUAUGAUGUACCCAAUGGUGUGAAAGAGAUGCAGAUUGAUAAAUUGGAAAGUGAUUCAGGCAGAACUAAUGAAAGAGAAAGAUGCAGUGUUGCACCAUCUAGCAGUUUAUCUUCCUCAAUACCUGCACCGCCAAUUCCAAUUGAACAAACUGUAUUGAGUAACUCAGAUUUGGAUUCUAGGAGAAGGAAUGACUCCUGUACAGGUGCCAUUAUCGAGCCUCGAUCUGAUAAUGCUAUAGACCAAAGUAAGGCUUUGGAUUUGGAUUCUAAGAGAAGCAAUGACUCCUGUACUGCUGCCAUUAUCGAGCCUCGAUCUGAUAAUGCUAUAGACCAAAGUAAGGCACAAAGCCCUGAGUUUUUUCCAACAAAAGAAGCAUCUGAAAGUGAUAGCGACAGUAAAGAUCUUUGUGAGACUUAUUCUAUGACAAUGAAGAGAUUAGAGUUGGACCAUAUAAACAUUAGUUCAGAAGCAUUGGAGGCUAAGGCUACUGAGUCCUCUGAAAAGAAGUUGAAACUUGAUACUGACUAUGAGGAUAUCGAUGCAUUGGAAGUGGCAAGGCAAGUUGCUAUCGAAGUUGAAAAGGAAGUUGUUGACUACAGAGAGGCUUUAUGCAGCUCUCCUGAUGCCCAUUCUGGGGAUGCGAAGGUUGCUGAUACUUUUGAUCUCAAAGAAACUAAGCAGGAUGAACCAGUGAUCAGGGCAAUUGAUAAGAAUGAACUACCAGGUGGUGGUAAUGCUUCUCUGAGAGAGGAUGGUAAUGCUUCUCUGAGAGAGGACGGCGGUUCAGGAAUUACGGAGAACAUCAGUUCUUGUAGUGAAAAACAUGAAGCAGAUUUAGAAUCACCCAAGUUGAAUUCUGCUAAAAAAUUUGUUGGUGAAUCUGGUAAGGAUAGAUGUGGCUUUGAUCUUAAUGCGAACAUUUGCAACGAGGAAAAUGAUCUCUAUAUGAAGCCGGCUUCUUCUCUCCCCAUACAUGUAGCAGCUUCAAGAGGAGCUCCUCUUUUGCCGAUUACUCGUAUCCACUUUGAGGGUGAGCAAGGAUGGAAAGGAACUGCUGCCACUAGUGCUUUUCGACCAGCUUCUCCUCGAAGAACUCCUGACGAUGAGAAGGCAACUACAAGCCUUAAGCAGAAGGCAAAUUUCGUGGGCAUUGAUCUAAAUGUGACUGAAGGUGAGGAUGAUUCUUCAACCGAAGUCAUUUCAAGUACAGAAGAAUGGGCCAAUUUGGACCUAAACCGCCUUGGGACUGAGAAUUUUGACUCGAAGCCAGCGGUGAGGGAUUUUGAUUUGAACGACAAUCUAAUGUCAUUGGAUUCGGGUGAUUCUAAUGAAAUUUCUUCUAAUGCCUCUGUAAUUACGCUUAUGGGCGCAAAAUUGACUGUGGAUAAGAAAGGUCAUUCCGAGAAAAUUCAACAGCCGCCCUUUCUAGGAAACGAGCGGCAUGUGGGACCCACAGUUUCUUCGGUAUCCAUGCCGCCAUAUACUGCUCAGAUUCCUUCAGUAUCUGUGCUUCCUUAUACUCAGAUCUUUCCUCCGGGUUAUCCCAUGACUACUCCGGUACUAUAUGGACCUCAGAGCAUUCCUUUCAUGUUUGAUUCUAGAGGAAAUGCUAUUGUUCCGCAGGUUAUCAGGGGGCCACUCGGCGGCCCACUAUCAACAAUGCCGCCAUUUUUUCCAAAUUACCCCUCCAACUUGGAAGAAUUCGCGUCUCUACGGCGAGGCCCGGAUCUGAAUUCUGGAACUGUUGCUUCAUUGGAUGGCGUGAGUAGGGAUUUUCUUUUGCAAGGCCACAGUGGUAUGACUCAAGAGCCGAUGAGAGGCACCUUGCAUCCUACCUCUACUUCGGGGAUGGCCGUGAAGCGGAAGGAGCCGGAAUGUGGGUGGGAACCUUAUGUUUUUGGUCACAAACAAGUCACAUCUCGACAAUAGUCUUUUCCCCCUUUUUUUUUCCUUUCUCUUUGUCAACAUUUUAGGGAUGAUUGGAAGUGUUGCUGGCCCCUAAAAAGGUUGGGACAAGUCGACUAUCUCAGACAGACUACUAAUAGGUAAAAAGUGAAUAACGCCAAGUAUAGAUAAUUUGUUGGAAAUUUGAUUUCUGAGUAUUAUUUAGGGAUAUUUGAUUUGAGCAAAAGUAGUUGUUGGAGGUAUGGUUGUUUACAUGCAAGUUUAACUAGUAAAGCAAUUUCCCCCCAUCCGUUGGAACCUCGGUACAUGUAUCUCUCUCAUAAACAAGCUAACAUAGUUGCCUAUCAGUUGUUACACAUGACAUGCUUCUUUUUAACUCUUCUUUUUUUUAAAAAAAAUUGCGGUUAAUUCUUGCUUA
Messenger RNA from Ananas comosus (pineapple), 3482 nucleotides. RefSeq lists its product as uncharacterized. The transcript is spliced from 3 exons. The coding region runs from base 476 to 3088 and encodes 870 amino acids. The record is from RefSeq and is a predicted model, not a curated record. NCBI's taxonomy places the organism in Eukaryota, Viridiplantae, Streptophyta, Magnoliopsida, Poales, Bromeliaceae.